This is a messenger RNA of Medicago truncatula (barrel medic), 844 nucleotides long. Its product is annotated as NAC domain-containing protein 104. The record is from RefSeq and is a predicted model, not a curated record. NCBI's taxonomy places the organism in Eukaryota, Viridiplantae, Streptophyta, Magnoliopsida, Fabales, Fabaceae. The transcript has 3 exons. Bases 23 to 649 code for a protein of 208 amino acids. Gene Ontology annotation, biological process: regulation of DNA-templated transcription; system development. Gene Ontology annotation, molecular function: DNA binding.
CUCUAUUAAAAUAUAUCAUUGAAUGGGAGAUACUGUCAAGCUUCCUCCUGGAUUUGUCUUCUCUCCAACAGAUGAAGAACUUAUCCUUCAUUUUCUCUAUUCUAAGAAGGCUUCUCUUAUUUCAUCUCAUCCAAACUUCAUCCCUGAUCUAGACCCGUCUCUACUUGUUCCUUGGGAAUUAAAUGAUAAGGCAUUGUGCGGUGGAAAUGAUGAAUACUAUUUCUUCGCCAAAGUGAAGGAAAAUAAAUCCAGUACUGAGAAUGGGCAUUGGGAGGAAAUUGGUGUGACAGUACCAAUAUUUUCAGGCACUGACCAGAAAGUGGGAAUGAAGAAGUACCUAUUAUUCCACAUUGGCGAAUUAGCACAAAGUUUUGAAACAAGUUGGGUAAUGCAAGAAUAUCAUAUUUGCUCCACUGGAUUUGAUCAAAGUACUGUUUCAUAUCAUGGUGAUAAUAAAGUGGGUGAAAAUUGGAGCGAGUGGGUUUUAUGCAGAGUGUAUGAAAUUGAUAAGAACAUGUAUCCUCAAGAAGGUGUAAAUUACUGCAACAGCGAUGAUGAUGACAGUGGAACUGAUCUUUCAUGGCAAGACCAAGUUUUUCUGUCUUUGGAGUUGGAAGAUGACAUGGAAGGAAUAACCAUGCCUCAGUAGUCAUAUAUAACAUUAGGAUUUGUGCACAACUAUAUUUGUACUUUCUUUAAUUUGCAUGUUAUGAUGGUAAUAUAAAUGCUUGUCACAAGCAGAGUGAUUACCUAUUGUUUCAAAAGCCAGGGAGGGUGAGCUUGCAAUUUGGAAACUUUGUUUAUUUUUCUUAUUAUUUAAUAAGAAAUAUAUGAGUUCAGUUCA